Anopheles bellator is the source of this 726-nucleotide messenger RNA. RefSeq lists its product as uncharacterized. The record is from RefSeq and is a predicted model, not a curated record. Lineage: Eukaryota; Metazoa; Arthropoda; Insecta; Diptera; Culicidae. The transcript has a single exon. Bases 1 to 726 code for a protein of 241 amino acids.
AUGGAACCGGUGGCCGUAGAACAAGCCGACCAAGAGCUGUCCGAUCUGCAGGCGGAACUCGAAGACCACCGGCUGUCCAUCGCCGAAAGCGACACCAUUCUGGCUGCACUCGAGGCAAAGGUGACGGAGCAACGUCAGCAGCACCAAGUUCCGCUCCGAUUCGAGCAGUUCCGAACGUUCUGCCACGGCGUGAUACAAAAGUGUGAAACGGCGACGGCCAAGAUGCGGUUCGAGACCCGAUCGCUGGCCCGACAGAACACCCACUUCCGACCGUUGAUCGAACGGAAGCGUGAAGCCGUCGGCAGUGAUGCACUUCGUGUGCACUUGGAAAGUUUUGAGCUCGAGCGGCUCGCCGGUGAGCGAGAACUACGGAAGGCCUUGGCCACCGACCGCGAACUGCGGAUGCUCGGGGCGGUGGUGAAACGUGAAACGUUGCAGGAUCAGGUGGCCCUCUUCGACGCCACGCAGCAGCACAUCCGAGCGCAGCAGGCCGUCGAUAGCGAGCUGGCAUUGCUGCAAGAGUGGCACACGAAAAUCGAGCAGACCGAGCGGGAGAUUGCUCAACUCGAACAGGAGAACGAGAGAUUGCGCCAGGAAUUGCACAGCCUGCUCCAACGGGUAUCGGGUACUGGCGUAGAGCUAUCCCGGGAACCCACCUUGGAACGCCGCAUUAAGGAAGCGAUCUUGCAAAGAGUCGUCGCGUCGUAUGGUAUAACCGGCCCGUAA